AUGAGCAUUGCAUUAUAUAAUGGUUUACUUUUUACAUCAAAGAAUUUUGAUCCGGAGAUUUACGUACUUGAUCGUCAAACAAAUAAUCAAAUAACAAACAUCAGUGAUUUGAGUUUGGCUGAAACUCGUAAAUAUAUGUUUAUCAAUAAUGGUGAAAUAAUGAUUGCAACUGGUCCAAGUUUCAUGGCAUUAACUAUGUUUCGAGUUAAUUCAGCGUCAAAUUAUACAGUUGAGCAAUUUCUUGCAUAUCCAUUCCCUAUAGUACACGGACUCGCUAAAGUCAAUGAUACAUUGUUUUAUGCGUCCAUAUGGACUAAUCGACGAAUUGUUGCUUAUUGA
Rotaria sp. Silwood1 is the source of this 339-nucleotide messenger RNA. The record is from the annotation of a GenBank genome assembly. Lineage: Eukaryota; Metazoa; Rotifera; Eurotatoria; Philodinida; Philodinidae.